Molecule: messenger RNA, 1305 nt
Organism: Stylophora pistillata
Lineage: Eukaryota; Metazoa; Cnidaria; Anthozoa; Scleractinia; Pocilloporidae
Source: RefSeq, a predicted model, not a curated record
GCCAUGUAUGAAAGAGGUGAAGACAAUAAGCUGAUCAUCUGGACACCAGGUCACAGUGGAACACUCACUCGACCUGCCGAGACUGCAGCACCACGCCUACCUUAUCAGCGACUUCUGACACGAACAUCCUCGUCAACCCCUGACAGUGCCACAGGAAUCAGACCAGUCAGUUCCCCUGGGAUGGAAACUGACUUUCCUUAUCAGAAGCUGGUUAGGGCUACAACCUCUUUGCCGAGGACAGCAGGAACAUCGUCUUCUCCUGACUCUUCUAAUGUAGUCAGCCCUGCCAAAUCUGCUCUUGUGGAGGAGGAUGUCUUUCCUUAUCAGGAGCUCUUCAGGUCGACACCAUCACUGAAGGGGGAAGCACCUUGGCGAGAGUGUGGUCAAAAACGGUUGUCAGAGGUGGAAUCAAAUGGUGAAGGAGUGUCUACUACGCCAUAUCAGACUCUAUCUUUGCAGAGAAAUCAACUGUACCCCUUAGACGAAUUCGACGGAUAUGCUAGAGUUGAGGAUGUGGAUCCACAAACGGAGGAUUUUGAGUACGAUUAUGCUCGUGUUGAGGUCGAUCCGGUGGAACUACGGAAUCUUUUCCGAAUUUCACACAGCGAUGACACUGUCGACAAUACUCCGAAUACUUGCAUGGAAAUAACCAUUGGCGAUCUGAGCAACACCGCAUCCAUUCCAAAAACUAUUGUCAGCGAAUCGUCGCCCUCGCAGUCAUGUCGAGAUGAUGCUGACUCCUGUACGUGUGAGGAUGUUGUGAACAGAAAGAUUGACUGUUGCGUGCACGGAAAUGAAUGGCUUAAUCCACAGAAUUUGCAUCCAGCAGCUUCUUAUGAGGAUUUAUCUGGAGGCCGCCCUGAAGAAUAUGAAGAAAUGGGAAAGAGAAGGAGUGUGAUGACGGUGGAGGAUAAUGAACCAACUGAAAUUGAGGACGACAACGGUCACGAAUACUAUGUGCUUGAAGCUGUGGAUGAGUGCGAUGAAGGGGAAAGUGAUGAUGCGCAUUAAAUGUUGAAGGCAAGAAAGAGAGUUUUGAAAUACCUCCACAACCGUCAUUACAUUUUUGUCAUUUUUCUUUAGCUUCAUGGCAUAUGAUUCUGUCGGACAAAAUUAUAUUUCAGCUAUAUAGAUAUGUUAAGAUAUAUUUUUCAAACCAAGAGAAAAAUUAGUGAAAUGUAAACAGACUGUUUAUAAAAAAGCUCUUAAGCCAUAUCCUAGCGUAGUAUUUAUUGGUUUUAAAUUUGACUUAAUUGUACAUUAGUUCCAUUUGUAUAAAUUUUACUUUGCUUUCAUUAAACAAUG